This is a messenger RNA of Mercurialis annua (annual mercury), 959 nucleotides long. RefSeq lists its product as uncharacterized. The record is from RefSeq and is a predicted model, not a curated record. The transcript has 2 exons. Lineage: Eukaryota; Viridiplantae; Streptophyta; Magnoliopsida; Malpighiales; Euphorbiaceae. Gene Ontology annotation, molecular function: DNA binding. Bases 34 to 489 code for a protein of 151 amino acids.
CUUUGGGGGAAGCUUAUUGAAUUCGGUUGUAAGAUGGACCCUGAAUUGAGAGGCUUAGAUGUCCUUGUGGAUGCAGCAGUUGAUGGCCAAUCCCCUGUUGGUCAAGAAGCUGCUGCUUCAGUUGGACCAUCUAUGAAUAUGGAAGCAAAUCCUGACCCUGUUGCUGAUCAUGUACCUAAUGUGGAAGCUAAUCCUAAAAAAAGGAAGGAAAGUCAACAAAGAUCUGUGGUGUGGGAGCAUUUUGAGACUAUUAAAGAUGCAAAAGGUACCACUAUGCAAGCCAAAUGUCUUUACUGUGCUCGCAUUUACAAUUGUCAUGCCAAAAAGAAUGGAACUUCUACUUUAAGAAGUCAUUUAGUUAGAUGCACUAAACACCCACACAGUAUAGAAACUAGGCAGGCUUUGUUGUCUUUUCAACCUGUUAGUGUGGAAGCUGGAUCAUCUGGUCAUGAUUUGUUUUCUGUUGCUACAUGGAAAUUUGAUCAGUAAGUAGUUAGGAAAGCAAUAGCAUACAUGAUUGUUGUUGAUGAAUUGCCAUUCAAAUUUGUUGAGAAACAAGGUUUUAGAAGAGUAAUGAGUCUUGCUUGUCCAAUGUUUAAAAUGCCCUCUAGGUGGACUAUUACUAGGGAUUGCUAUGCUUUGUUUGUUGAGGAGAGGUUAAAACUGAAACAAUUUUUGAAAACUAAUACUCAAAGAGUGAGUCUUACUAGUGAUUCAUGGACAUCUAAUCAGAGAUUGAACUACAUGUGUAUUACUGCCCACUUUAUUGAUAAUGACUGGAAGUUGCAUAAGAAAAUUAUCUCUUUUGUUACUUGUUCUAGGCAUAAGGGUGAGUAUUUAUCUAAAUCUAUGGAAACUUGUUUGCAAGAGUGGGGGCUGAAAAACAUUUUUUCUGUUACCUUAGACAAUGCUGAAAACAACAGUACUGCUAUGGGAUUUUUUAUGAAAAAAAUGUUGUU